UCGGACGAAAAUUUCAAAUUUGCCCCCAGUAAUUGAAGAUGGUGAUGAAGGAGAAUGGACCACAUUUAUUGUUCAGCUUAUAGUCCAUUCAUGGCAGCUUCUCCACCUCACAACUCCCCCUCAACCACUUGAACCUCCUCUUCCUACCUUAUCUCUUCUCUCCCUUCCCCUUCCGCCCCUGCGUUUUCGACGUUUCAUGCCAUCGGCGCGCUUCCGGGGAAAGUUUCGCUUCAGCUAUGGCAUCGGAGUACUCAGCGGGGAAAAGAAACUCUAGCUCCAACACCCAGCUUCUCCAAGAGCUGGAGGCCCUGAGCCAGACCCUCUACCAGUCCCACACUGCCUCCACGAACCGCCGGACGGCCUCCCUUGCUCUCCCACGCACCUCGGUCCCUGCCAUCUCGGGCCCUGAUGAUGAGAUCACUGCCAGUAAAAAGACUGAAGAGAGGCCUGGCACAAGACCUCGCUCGAGGCGUAUGUCCAUAUCCCCUUGGCGUUCGCGGUCAAAGCUGGAGGAUCCUGCCCCCGAGCAGCCGGUUCAGGUUCCGGGUCAGGCAAAGUUUGAUGUGAAGGACGAUCAGCCAGCUUCUUCUGGUUCUGGAGAGAAGAAGGGGAUUUGGAACUGGAAGCCUAUCAGAGCACUUUCCCACAUAGGGAUGCAGAAGAUGAGCUGCUUGUUCUCUGUCGAGGUCGUGACCGCCCAGGCCCUGCCCGCUUCCAUGAACGGGCUUCGCUUGUCGGUAUGUGUCCGUAAGAAGGAAACCAAGGAGGGGGCCGUCCACACUAUGCCUUCCAGGGUCUCGCAGGGAGCUGCAGAUUUUGAGGAGACAUUGUUUGUCAAGUGUCACGUCUACUGCAGUCCCGGGGGUGGGAAGCAGCUCAAGUUCGAACCUCGCCCAUUCUGGAUAUACUUAUUCGCAGUGGAUGCAGAAGAGCUCGAUUUCGGCAGAAGUUCGGCGGACCUGACUCAGCUGAUUCAGGAGUCCAUCGAGAAGAGCUACGAGGGUACACGGGUUAGGCAAUGGGACAUGAGCUUUAACCUCUCGGGCAAGGCCAAGGGGGGUGAACUCGUAGUCAAAUUGGGCUUUCAGAUCAUGGAGAAAGAUGGAGGGAGUGGAAUCUAUAAUCAAGCUGCGGCAUCAAAGAUCGACAGGUCGAAGACUUUCUCGUCUUCUUUCGGCCGUAAGCAGUCAAAGACUUCAUUUAGUAUUCCGAGCCCGAGGAUGCAGAGCAGGUCAGAAGCUUGGACUCCUUCACAGAAUAGAGGGAUGACAACAGAUAUUCAUGGAAUGGAUGACCUAAACCUCGACGAGCCCGCCCCACCGGUUGCUUCGACUUCUUCAUCAGUUCAAAAGUCGGAAGAACCUGAGUCGAAGAAUGAAGAACUUGACCUGCCCGACUUUGAAGUCGUGGACAAGGGAGUCGAGGUGCAGGACAAAGAACAGGUCGAGGGGGCAGAAUCAGAAGACAAUGCAGAGGGAAGGUCGGCUUCGAGUGAGGUCGUCAAGGAAGUUGUCCACGAUCAGGUCCACCUUACAAGGUUGACGGAGCUCGACUCCAUUGCCCAACAGAUAAAGGCGCUUGAAUCCAUGAUCGCGGAGGACAAGGACAUGAAAACAGAGGAAGAAACGGAAUCUCAGAGACUGGAUGCCGAGGAAGAGACAGUGACGAGGGAGUUCCUUCAAAUGCUCGAGGAAGAAGAAAGAAAUGAAUACAAGUUCUAUCAGCCUGAGAUACCUCCUCUGCAGCUCGAAGGAGCAGAUUACGAGAACGAUCCUUCUGCAGGAGCUGAUUCAAAGAUAUAUCUGCCUGACCUCGGGAAGGGCUUGGGGUGCGUGGUUCAAACGAGAAAUGGAGGUUAUUUAGUUGCCGCGAACCCUCUCGACACAGAGGUCUUGAGAAAAGAUACUCCAAAGUUGGCGAUGCAGAUAUCAAAGCCAUUGGUCGUUCCAUCGACCGAUUCUGCAAGCGGAUUCGAGUUGUUCCAGAGAUUGGCAGCUAUCGGAAUUGAUGAACUCAGCUCCCAAUUUUUCAGCUUAAUGCCUAUCGAUGAGCUCAUGGGAAAAACAGCUGAACAAAUAGCCUUCGAGGGGAUUGCUUCGGCGAUCAUACAAGGGAGGAACAAAGAAGGUGCCAGCUCCAGUGCUGCCCGUACGGUCGCAGCAGUGAAGACCAUCGCCACUGCCAUGAUCACUGGGAGGAAGGAUAGGAUCUCGACGGGCAUUUGGAACUUGAAUGAGGAUCCAAUCACAGUUGAGGAGAUCCUUGCCCACUCAAUGCAGAGGAUCGAAACCAUGGCAGUUGAAGCUCUGAAUAUACAAGCAGAUAUGGGAGAAGAAGCGCCAUUCGAUGUUUCUCCUCUCCGUGGUAAGGAUCAGCGCCAUCCUCUGUCCUCUGCAGUCCCACUUGAGGACUGGAUCAAGAAUAACACCACAGCCCCGACAAUCACGAUUGCGGUGAUUGUCCAACUGCGUGACCCGCUGAGGCGUUACGAGGCAGUAGGCGGGCCCAUCAUAGCGCUGAUUCAUGCAGCACAAGCAGAGACCAAACCGGACAGGCACAGUCGAAAAGAGAGUGAGUACAAGAUCAUGAGCUUGCACAUAGGGGGUUUAAUGGAGAGGACGGGAGGGAAGAGAAGUGCCUGGGACAGUGAGAAACAGAGGCUGACUGCGAUGCAGUGGCUUGUGGCUUAUGGGCUCGGAAAGGCUGGGAAGAAUGUAAAGCCCGCAGCUAAGAUGAAGGGCCAGGACCUGCUGUGGAGCAUUUCGUCGAGAGUGAUGGCGGAUAUGUGGCUCAAAUCAAUGAGGAAUCCCGAUGUGAAAUUCGGAAAGUAAUGCAUUUUUUUUUUCUUUUUUUUUUGUUAAUCUGAUAGAAGACAGUAAAUCAUUCUUGUAUGUAUGUAAUGCAAUCAAACAAAGUAGUAAAGAAUGAGCGGAGUGCACAGAUCCGCAGUAGGAUCGGUUGGCAUCCCGUGCCAAAUAAGUAGCAGUACUUUUGUAUUCAUAUUUCAAUCAGAAUAAAGAUCUUUGAAAAUCCAAA
Punica granatum (pomegranate) is the source of this 3036-nucleotide messenger RNA. NCBI's taxonomy places the organism in Eukaryota, Viridiplantae, Streptophyta, Magnoliopsida, Myrtales, Lythraceae. The record is from RefSeq and is a predicted model, not a curated record.